Molecule: messenger RNA, 885 nt
Organism: Cladophialophora psammophila CBS 110553
Lineage: Eukaryota; Fungi; Ascomycota; Eurotiomycetes; Chaetothyriales; Herpotrichiellaceae
Exons: 1
Coding region: 1-885 (294 amino acids)
Biological process (GO): regulation of transcription by RNA polymerase II
Molecular function (GO): DNA-binding transcription activator activity, RNA polymerase II-specific
Source: RefSeq, a predicted model, not a curated record
AUGAGUCAAUAUGUGGAACCCGUUCUCUUGUUGUCGAAUUUCGUCUCAACAACCUCCACCACUUUGGCAUGGUUCAGUGAAACUCGCUGGACAUGGGAGAUCGAGGUCCCCCUGCACGCCGAGAACAAUGCCUUUCUGCGCCAUGCCUUGCUAGCGACGUCUGCGCUGCAUAUAUGUUUCCUGCAGCCACCGAAUCGGAGCGAAUAUCAUCUGGCGGCAUGGCAGAACCAUAGAGAAGCAACGGUUCAAUUCCGAUCCAACGUGGCUGAAAUAACGCAGGACAACUGCAUCGCAGUGCUGGCCUUCUCCUUGCUGAUAUCCGUCUUUCAGCUUGGUGCCGUCAGGGCAUCCGCCGACAGGACUCUAGAAGAAGCUCUUGGGCAGCUUGUUCAUGCGCUUUCGGCCUUGCGGGGUGCGUGGUCCUUGAUCGGCCAACUUCAUCCUCACUUGGCUCAAAGCCGGGUGAGCAACCUUUUCCUCCAGAGGCGACACUUUCAACCCACACCUCUCGACAGCAGCCACCAGCAAGCGAUAGAGCGCCUUGAGACCUUGAACAGUCGCUCGAAUGCUCCUCUCCAAACUUGGGUUGCACGCGCUGAGGCUAUCCGUUUCCUUCAUAGUUGGUUUGCCAUCACAUCUGGAUCUCCCUCGACAUGGCUACACCUGGUAUAUUGGCCAUCAUCGAUUCCGGCCGAAUACAUGUCGCUUCUGAAGCAAUAUGACCCCGUCUCCCUGGUGAUAUUCUGCCACUGGUCCGCAGGAAUCGGUUGCAGAUCCCAGAAAUGGUUUCUCGCUGAAUGGGCGCAGCAGACAAUCGAUCUCGUUGCGAGAUUACUGGGGCCGGAAUGGCAUCCAGCGCUUGAAUGGCCAAUGAAAGAGAUGUAG